GUAGAGAGCAGCCACAGACCUGCACUUCCAGUGGACAACCUGGAGGCUCCCUGGGGGCAGAGGGUGGGGGCAGGGCAGGCCAAGAACUCCAGGGCUCCCCAGGCAUUGAGAACCUGGGCCCCCAUCACAACAGGCCAAGACGCCGGGGACAAUAUAUCUGCAGCUGUGCCCAGCACAGGGCAGACGAGGCGCAGCGAGCCCCUGGGCAGCCCAAGAGCUGCCGUGAAGAUGCACAGCUAGGCAGAUGUGGAUGAGGUCCAGGAGCUGAAGGCCGUCACGCGGCUCCCAGAGCAGUGUCGGGCGCUGCAGAUCCAGGCGGUGAAGGAGAAGACGGUCAAGAACAGGGCCACGCUGGCUCUCCUGCGCAGCAACAUCCGCCGCGGGGUCCAAGAGUGGGCCUCGGCCAUGAAGUGGAACCAGCGGACCACAUCCCAGGCCCGCGGGAAGGACGUGCCAAUGAGGCUGGCGCACUGCCGCUGCACCACGGACGGGGCUCGGGAGAAGCUGUGCAAGUACGUCUUCAACCGUGUGAACGUGCACAACGGGCUGACCCACCCGGUGCGGCUUCGCGGGCAGAAACUGGGGAGCUUGCAGCUGGAGUGGGCCAGCCCGCGCGGGCAGCCCGACGCCACCAAGCAGGAGCUGUGCAUGCACAUGGCGAGGGGUCGCUGCUGGGGGCCCGUGGGCGGGACCCGGAGCAGGGCUGGCUCUGUGGUCAUCCGCCGGCUGUAUGUGGACCUGCUGGGUCCCCUGAAGAAAGAGCUGGCAGGGUACCCCACAGAGCUGGACAAGCUGCAGAACCUCGUGGUUGACUACUGCUCGGAGCUGGUGGAUAUGACAGUCACGUCCCAAGACGCCAUGAUGAUUACAGAUAAGGUCAAGAUGAACAUGAGGCGGCGGGAGGCCAGCUACAUGGAGGAACACCGGGCACAGGAGAACCAGCUAGACCAGCAGAAGCAGCUGAUCGGCAAGGUCCACACCGAGGAGACCAGUGAGGGCCAGCGGGACUUGGACUUCCCCUCCAAUCUGAUGAGCGCGGACACCCUGAAAGCAAGGAGGAGGGAGACCUCCAAGGUGGACAUUGAAUACCAGGCAGAUGUGACAGCUCUGGUGGACAAAGUGAAGACCGCUGUGCAGCGCUCCCACCUCUGGGGCAUCACAAGCCGGUUCCUGGCUCAGAGGAACACAGAGGAGAACCUGGAGCUGCAGCUGGAGGCCUUGAUGGACAAGCUGGAAAGGCAGGGUGCAGUGCUGAGGCUCCACCAGGUGCCCGGCUCCGGCAGCUCCCCACCUGCCGAGAAGAUGAAGGAUGUGCUGGAGGAGGAGAGGCUCCAGCUGGCCCGUGGCAACAUGACCAAGAGCCAGAAGCGGCUGCUGACCAUCCAGACGGGCAUCGACCACCUCUACAUCCGGCUGGUCGGCAUCGCCCCGCCCACGGCCCAGGGUGGGAUGUUCUCUUCUGAAUUAUUCCGAAAAAAAAAAAAGGCAGUUACUGCCACUGGCCCUUGGAAGAGCAGAGGCCCGUAUAGACAAGGCAGCUCUGAGAGGGGAGUGGGAGCUGCUUUGCAGACUCGGCGAGCCGCCCUCCCCGCCUGCUCGCCCUGUCUGCCCCCCGGGUCCUCACCUGCCCAACUGCCCUCCGCCCUCCCUCAUCCAGAAACCCUCCGGUUCGCCGACGUGGACAACGGCUCUGUGCCGUCGCGGCCCGGCAUCAAGAGGCAGGCCCAGCGGCUCAUCGAGGGCAAGCUCAAGGUGGCCAAGAAAAAGAAGUGACCCGGCCCAAACCCGCUGGCUUUGUUACGCAAAUAAACAUUUUUCCUGGACUGCCGGGCCCGGGGAGAGCGAGCCCCAGGUGGACGCGUU
Molecule: messenger RNA, 1863 nt
Organism: Manis pentadactyla (Chinese pangolin)
Lineage: Eukaryota; Metazoa; Chordata; Mammalia; Pholidota; Manidae
Gene: CCDC183
Product: coiled-coil domain containing 183
Source: RefSeq, a predicted model, not a curated record